AUGCUCCCUGCAUCCUAUUCUCCAUCCAUACGUCGACUUCAAAGCUUGAAUAAAGAUGCUCAACGUCUCGGGUCGCUGGAGCCUUUUCACCGGGUGAAACUGAGUUAAAUUACCAAUUAACACAUAGCCUACAUUUGGAGGGACGCACACAGAGGAGACCCAUUGUAUCCUGGUUUCGUCGCGCGGGCACUCCACCGACAUGGAACUGAAGAAAUCUAUUUCGGACACCGAGCGCGCGCUCAGGAGCUACGGCGCCGUGUCGGAAACGGCAUGGACAACGGACAAAGGUCAUUCAGAUGUGUCCAUGGCAGAGAGCACUAUGGCUCCAGAGGAGAUCGAGGUGGAGAUGGCUCGUAUUCAGCGCCUGCGAGAGGUCCUGGUACGCCGGGAGUCGGAGCUGCGUUUCAUGAUGGAUGACAUUCAGCUCUGCAAAGACAUCAUGAGUUUAAAGCAAGAGCUGAGACAGAUUGUCACAGUACCAGAGAAAGAAAAAAACAAGAAGCACAGGCAGCGAGAAGAAGAGCUGAUUCUGAAGAUCCAUAAACUGGUGCAGAAGAGGGAUUUCCUGGUUGACGAUGCUGAGGUGGAGAGAUUAAGGGAGCGAGAGGAGGACAAGGAGAUGGCCGAGUACCUCAGACUGAAGUUGAUGCCUCUGGAGAAGAAGCUCAAAGUCACACAAAGCAAGAUCCUCCAAAGCCCAAGAGACAAAUACCAGAGCCGCCUCCCAACAAACCAUCCAUCACCAAGUCAGGAGUGGCCAUCAUUAAGGAUUGCUGUGGGGCCACCCAGUGUGCUGUCAUGUAACUCACACAGACCCCUUUGUGACCUUGUCCCUGUGUCGAAAACACACCCACAUCUCAUUGACACGCCAUGCAUCACUUCCUGUGACUCAGAGAACCUCCGUUAACUCCGUUUUGCCCUUGUAGCUGUUCAGGAAUUCGGUUAGUAGUUGAAUCGAUAAAUAUUUAAGUUUCAGCGACAUAGUUUGAGCCCAGAGUUUAGGAGCUGAUCCCUAAUCAAUGCUUCAGUGUAACCUCACUAUGGUUUCUGGAAGUGUCCACAGUAUGUAUGAAGUAAAGGGAUUUGUAAAUACAAAUCUGAUUAAAGUCUACAAUUUGGAUUAGAAUGGGUCAUUCCAUCAUGUAACAUUCCUUUAAGAUGAAAAUUCUAAGAUCAUGGUCUAGUAACUGUGGCAGCAUUUCCAGAACUACAAGCACAAUGUCAACAGAGUUAAGUAUUAAUGCUGAGAUUCUCUGACAGAAA
This is a messenger RNA of Etheostoma cragini (Arkansas darter), 1263 nucleotides long. It is a transcript of the gene bmerb1, whose product is annotated as bMERB domain containing 1. The record is from RefSeq and is a predicted model, not a curated record. Bases 200 to 907 code for a protein of 235 amino acids. The transcript has 6 exons. Gene Ontology annotation, biological process: negative regulation of microtubule depolymerization. Lineage: Eukaryota; Metazoa; Chordata; Actinopteri; Perciformes; Percidae. Gene Ontology annotation, cellular component: microtubule cytoskeleton.